Messenger RNA from Sphaeramia orbicularis (orbiculate cardinalfish), 6998 nucleotides. It is a transcript of the gene cltcl1, whose product is annotated as clathrin, heavy chain-like 1. Gene Ontology annotation, cellular component: clathrin coat of trans-Golgi network vesicle; clathrin coat of coated pit; extracellular exosome. Gene Ontology annotation, biological process: intracellular protein transport; receptor-mediated endocytosis. Lineage: Eukaryota; Metazoa; Chordata; Actinopteri; Kurtiformes; Apogonidae. Gene Ontology annotation, molecular function: clathrin light chain binding; structural molecule activity. The coding region runs from base 348 to 5402 and encodes 1684 amino acids. The record is from RefSeq and is a predicted model, not a curated record. The transcript is spliced from 33 exons.
CCCGUGCUGGACCGCUUUGUAUUUUCGGUACAGCCUCGCUUCUUUUCCAGGCCCGAGGAGGAACCAGUUAACACUCGGGGCUCAGCUGGAGUUGAAGUGCACUAGUUUUCUUAGCGGAGGCGCGGAGUUUUUGAUUCAGGACUAGUGUAGGGGGGCUACUGAAUGGGAGCAGUCACUGGAUUCGUGUGAUUCCAACGCGAGCCGCCCAGACCACCGACCACUGUCCAUCAUAUUUGACUUUUGGGGACAUUUGGGACACAUCCAGAACAAGACCACCUCUAUUCCUCCUGUUGUCCCCUUCCCCUUUCCUUCCUCACGGACUCUUCGGACAGAGAAACCCUCCAGAAAUGGCUCAGAUACUGCCCAUACGCUUUCAGGAACAUCUGCAGUUGCAGAACCUGGGAGUGAACCCAGCGAACAUCGGGUUCAGCUAUCUAACCAUGGAGUCAGACAAGUUCAUCUGUGUUAGAGAGAAGGUGGGUGAGCAGAACCAGGUAGUGAUUGUGGACAUGUCCGACCCCACCAACCCCAUCAGGAGACCCAUAUCUGCUGACAGCGCCAUCAUGAACCCCGCCAGCAAGGUCAUUGCCCUGAAAGACGCUGCCAAGACGCUGCAGAUCUUCAACAUUGAAAUGAAGAGUAAGAUGAAGGCUCACACGAUGACAGAGGAGGUCAUGUUCUGGAAGUGGAUAUCGGUCAACACCGUUGCUCUGGUAACGGAUACAGCUGUGUAUCACUGGAGCAUGGAGGGGGAUUCCCAACCAGCCAAAGUAUUUGAUCGGCACGCUAGUCUGGUUGGAUGUCAGAUCAUUAACUACAGAACUGACGACCAACAGAAGUGGUUACUGCUGAUAGGGAUAUCUGCUCAGCAAAAUCGUGUGGUUGGGGCCAUGCAGCUGUAUUCUGUUGACAGGAAGGUUUCCCAGCCCAUCGAGGGCCACGCUGCUGCCUUUGGGGAGUUCAAAGUAGAGGGAAAUGCCAAACCAUCCACUCUGUUCUGCUUUGCUGUGCGCUCCCAGGCUGGGGGAAAGUUGCAUAUCAUUGAAGUCGGUCAGCCAGCUGCAGGAAACCAGCCAUUUGCCAAAAAAGCAGUGGAUGUAUUCUUCCCUCCAGAGGCCCAGACCGACUUUCCUGUAGCCAUGCAGAUUGGCAAUAAGCAUGGUGUAAUAUAUCUAAUCACAAAGUAUGGUUACAUUCACCUCUAUGACCUGGAGUCUGGAGUGUGCAUCUACAUGAACCGAAUCAGUGCGGAGACUAUCUUUGUAACUUCCCCUCAUGAAGCCAGCUCAGGAAUCAUUGGUGUCAACAAGAAGGGACAGGUCUUGUCAGUAUGUGUUGAAGAGGAAAACAUUGUCAACUAUGCCACCAACGUCCUGCAGAACCCAGACCUGGCCUUGAGGAUGGCUGUGAGGUCAAACCUGGCUGGAGCCGAGGAGCUCUUUGCCAGGAAGUUCAACACUCUCUUUGCACAGGGAAGUUACUCAGAAGCUGCAAAGGUGGCUGCAUCAGCACCCAAGGGUAUCCUGCGGACGGCUGAGACCAUCCGUAAGUUUCAGAGUGUCCCAGCACAGCCGGGUCAGGCCUCUCCUCUGUUGCAGUACUUUGGUAUUCUGUUGGAUCAGGGCCAGCUCAACAAGUUUGAGUCCCUGGAGCUGUGCAGGCCUGUCCUCCAGCAGGGUCGCAAGCAGCUACUGGAGAAGUGGCUGAAGGAGGACAAGCUGGAGUGCUCAGAGGAGCUGGGUGACCUGGUCAAGGCCUCAGACCCCACCCUUGCUCUUAGUGUGUACCUCAGAGCUAAUGUCCCCAACAAGGUGAUCCAGUGCUUUGCUGAAACCAGCCAGUUCCAGAAGAUCGUGCUGUAUGCUAAAAAGGUGGGCUACACUCCAGACUGGGUGUUUUUGCUGAGGAAUGUGAUGCGUGUCAAUCCAGACCAGGGACUGCAGUUUGCCCAAAUGUUGGUCCAAGAUGAGGAGCCAUUGGCCAACAUCAACCAGAUUGUUGAUGUAUUUAUGGAGGGCAGCCUGAUUCAGCAGUGUACAUCUUUUCUACUGGAUGCUUUAAAGAACAACCGGCCCGCUGAAGGACACUUACAGACACGGUUACUUGAGAUGAACCUCAUACAUGCCCCUCAGGUAGCAGAUGCGAUCCUUGGGAACCAGAUGUUCACACACUAUGACCGUGCACAUGUAGCUCAGCUGUGUGAGAAGGCAGGGCUGCUGCAGAGAGCCCUUGAACACUACACCGACCUGUAUGAUAUCAAACGUGCUGUGGUGCACACACAUCUGCUCAACCCUGAGUGGCUGGUGAACUUCUUCGGCUCUCUGUCAGUUGAAGAUUCACUCGAGUGCUUAAGGGCCAUGCUGUCAGCAAACAUCAGACAGAACCUGCAGCUGUGUGUCCAGGUAGCAUCCAAGUACCACGAGCAGCUGGGCACUCAGGCAUUAGUGGAGCUCUUUGAGUCCUUUAAGAGCUAUGAGGGUCUGUUUUACUUCCUGGGGUCAAUUGUGAAUUUCAGCCAGGAGCCUGACGUUCACUUUAAGUACAUCCAGGCUGCCUGUAAAACAGGGCAGAUCAAAGAAGUGGAGAGAAUCUGUAGGGAGAGCAACUGUUAUGACCCAGAGAGGGUUAAAAACUUCCUCAAGGAGGCAAAACUGACAGACCAACUUCCUCUUAUUAUUGUGUGUGAUCGUUUUGACUUUGUUCACGACCUGGUACUCUACCUCUACCGCAACAAUCUGCAGAAAUAUAUUGAAAUCUAUGUACAGAAAGUGAACCCCAGUCGUUUGCCAGUGGUCAUAGGUGGCCUAUUGGAUGUGGACUGUGCUGAAGAUGUUAUUAAGAACUUGAUCAUGGUGGUCAGAGGUCAAUUUUCUACUGAUGAACUUGUGGAGGAAGUAGAGAAGAGGAACAGGUUAAAACUUCUGUUGCCGUGGUUAGAGUCCCGUAUCCAUGAGGGCUGUGAAGAGCCAGCUACCCAUAAUGCUUUGGCCAAGAUCUACAUUGACAGCAACAAUACUCCUGAGCGCUUCCUCAAGGAGAAUCCCUUCUACGACAGCGCUGUGGUCGGACGCUACUGUGAGAAGAGGGAUCCACACCUGGCCUGUGUGGCGUAUGAGAGAGGCCAGUGUGACUUGGAGCUCAUCAAAGUGUGCAAUGAGAACUCAUUAUUCAAGAGUGAAGCUCGGUAUCUGGUACGACGGAAAGACCCUGAACUGUGGGCCAACGUUUUAGAAGAAAAUAACCCAUUCAGGAGGCAACUUAUCGACCAGGUGGUGCAAACAGCUCUGUCAGAGACUCAGGAUCCUGAGGAGGUGUCGGUCACAGUCAAAGCAUUCAUGACUGCAGAUCUGCCCAAUGAGCUGAUUGAACUGCUGGAAAAGAUUGUACUUGAUAACUCAGUCUUCAGUGAGCACAGAAAUCUUCAGAACCUGCUGAUUUUGACAGCCAUCAAGGCAGACCGCACUCGUGUGAUGGAGUACAUUAACAGACUAGACAACUACGACGCUCCAGACAUUGCUAAUAUUGCUAUAAGCAAUGAGCUCUUUGAAGAGGCCUUUGCCAUUUUUAAGAAGUUUGACGUAAACACCUCAGCAAUACAGGUGUUGAUUGAGCACAUAGGGAACUUAGAUCGGGCUUAUGAAUUUGCAGAGCGUUGUAAUGAGCCUGCAGUGUGGAGUCAGUUAGCCAGAGCUCAGCUUCACAGAGACCUGGUCAAAGAGGCUAUUGACUCGUAUAUUAAAGCUGUUGACCCUUCAGCAUACAUGGAGGUGGUCAAUGCAGCCAGCAACAACAAUAACUGGGAAGACUUGGUUAAAUUCCUUCAGAUGGCUCGGAAGAAAGCCAGAGAGUCGUAUGUGGAGACAGAGCUGAUCUUUGCUUUAGCUAAGACAAAUCGUUUGGCUGAGCUAGAAGAGUUUGUCAGUGGGCCCAACAAUGCCCACAUUCAGCAGGUUGGUGACAGAUGUUAUGAGGAGGGGAUGUAUGAAGCAGCUAAACUCCUAUACAACAACGUGUCCAACUUUGCUCGACUUGCUUCAACGCUAGUCAACCUGGGAGAGUACCAGGCUGCUGUGGACAGCGCCAGGAAAGCCAAUAGCACACGGACUUGGAAGGAGGUGUGUUUUGCUUGUGUGGACGGUGAGGAGUUUCGGUUGGCACAAAUCUGCGGCCUUCACAUAGUGAUCCACGCUGAUGAGCUGGAAGACCUGAUCAGCUACUAUCAAGACCGUGGAUAUUUUGAGGAGCUCAUUGCUCUCCUGGAGGCUGCUCUGGGCCUGGAGCGAGCGCACAUGGGCAUGUUUACAGAGCUCGCUAUCCUCUACUCCAAGUUCAAACCUCAGAAGAUGAGAGAGCACCUGGAAUUGUUCUGGUCCAGAGUUAACAUCCCAAAGGUGCUUCGUGCAGCAGAGCAGUCCCAUUUAUGGGCAGAACUAGUUUUCCUUUACGAUAAAUAUGAAGAGUAUGACAAUGCAGUCAUCACAAUGAUGUCACAUCCAACGGACGCUUGGAAAGAAGGACAGUUCAAAGACAUUAUUGCAAAGGUUGCCAAUGUGGAGUUGUACUAUAAAUCUCUAACCUUUUACCUGGAUUAUAAACCUCUUCUACUCAACGACCUGCUCACCAUAUUAUCACCACGGCUUGACCACAGCCGAGCUGUCACUUUUUUCACCAAGGUGAAUCAACUUAAGUUGGUCAAGCCCUACCUGAGGUCUGUCCAAAAUCACAACAACAAAUCAGUCAACGAAGCCCUCAACAACCUGUUGACAGAAGAGGAGGAUUUCCAGGGCCUGAGAACAUCCAUCGAUGCCUAUGACAACUUUGACACCAUCGGCCUGGCUCAGAGGUUAGAGAAGCAUGAGCUGAUUGAGUUCAGGCGUAUCGCUGCUUAUCUGUACAAAGGCAACAACCGCUGGAGACAGAGUGUGGAGCUCUGUAAGAAGGACAAACUCUACAAGGAUGCCAUGCUGUAUGCUGCAGAGUCAAAGGAUGCAGAGUUGGCAGAAACUCUGCUCCAGUGGUUCUUGGAGGAGGGCAGGAAGGAGUGUUUCGCUGCGUGCCUAUUUGCAUCCUAUGACCUGCUGCACCCUGACGUGGUGCUGGAACUGGCCUGGAGGCACAACAUCAUGGACUUUGCUAUGCCCUACUUCAUCCAGGUCAUGAGGGAAUACCUUAGCAAGGUUGAUGAGUUUGCGGCGAAGGUGACGGUGGACAAACUGGAGGAGGCAGAAAGCCAAAGGAAAACUGAAGAGGAGGUGACAGAGCCUCAGCCCAUAGUGUUUGGUCAACAGCUGAUGCUGACUGGCUCUCCUGCUCCUGCGACUCCCCAGCCGGCGUACCCCGGUUAUGGCUACGCAGCCCCCGCAGCCUUCCCCCCUCAGCCUGCAUACGGCUUCAACAUGUAGACGCUCCGGUCUCACUGUUAAAGACCACAUCUACCCCCUCUCCCUCUACACACAAACACACUGUUUUGGCCCCGAACCACACUGAAACAUGCUGUUCUCAGUCUCAAUCAAUCAACAGAGGGCAUGGAGACCCCCCCCCCCCUCCAAGAAACCACACCUGGCUGCCACUCCCAUAAGGCUCUCCUCACUGAACCCGCAAUAGAAACUGCCUCUUCUCUUCUCCACAACCAGUUUAGAAGGACUAGCAUUACAGCUACCAGGCUCUCAUUUGUUUCUUUUUUCCACUUGGACGUCACAGCUACAAAGCAUGAAGUCACCUCUGGGCUCGUAGAUAAAUCAGACAUCCAGACAUUAGCCACUCUGUCCUGUUGCUGUUCCAUUUUAUUAACCAUAGAGCAGCAUUUCAUUCCUUUGUUUUGUUUCUGUUUUCCUCGACAUUCAGCACUGAUAAAAGAGACUUUAUUACUGAGGAGUAGUAAAGGGGACACGUGCAUCCCCUUCCCUCCUAAAGCACUGCUUUUACGGCCUUAUAUACAUUGAAGUGAUGACAAAAACGGGCUCAUUUUGUUCAUGUUUAAUUUCAACUGUGUCAGGCUCUAACAGUUAUUGUGCAAUAGUUUUGUUUGUCCUUUCAUAACAGGUGCAAAGUGUUCAUUUUACUUUCCAAAAACAAGGAGAUGCUGUACACGGACAUUUGUCGUAUGGGGUUAUACUGUGUAUGUGUGUGUGUGUGUGUGUGUGUGUGUGUGUGUGUGUGUGUGUGUGUGUGUGUGUGUGUGUGUGGUGUCAACAUAAAGCCUUUGAGGGAGACAUCACCAAACGAGGACACAUGAGAUUUCCACUCCCUUGCAGCCGCAAACCUUUUUUUUGACGGGUCAGAGAAUUCAGAUCUUUUUUUUUCGAUAAUACUUGUCCAGAGCUACAGGAAGGAAAGAGCAGUGGACGUAAUAAACAUACGCUAUAUGCUGUAGUUGUGCAUGUGCUGCCAAACUAUAAUGCUGCAACCAGGAGCACAAUUUUCAUGUUACACUCAAGUAUAUCAAGUAUUACUAAUGUUGUGUCCAAAACUAAGCAAUGAACGUGGAAAACAUCUCACCUGACUAACAGGAACUUUGAUGAAACUCUGAGAGUGAAGAGAUGUAACAGGGGGAACAUUAGCUCACAUCCUGGUGCCAGUUGGUACAAAAAAAUAAUCAUUAUUGUACUGAAAGCAGUGUAUAAUUUAAGAUAUAUUGAAAUACCUUAACUAAUCAAAUAAGUCAAAUAAUAUAGAAAACCAUAUGUAUUGUCUAUAGUGUGUUGAUGUAGUCUUAAAAGCAUAAUGAUUUUUGUAAAAAAAAAAAAAAAAAGACAAAAAAAAAAGGACAAAAUACAAAAAUAUCAGGUGAAUUAAUAAGUGGCAAAGUCCUGACAUGAGACUGCUGAGUGUUUACUUCCUGUGCUGUCCACAAAUCCUGUAUGAUAGACUGCUCAGUGGUGGCAUCAUCUUUGGAUUUGUCAGAGCAGAAAGCAAAAAUACCUGAGUUGCACAUGAAGCGCUCCCUUUAUCUGCACAAGUCAUGCAUACAGAAUGAGGAAUAAAGUUUACACACAGUG